GCGAACUUCUGCAAAAAACAAACAAUCAUCUCAAACAGUUCUGCAUUUCGCCAUCUUUGCUUCAGAAAAGCAAAACAAACGGCUUCUGCAGCAGUUUCGCCUCGCUCUUGGAUCUCCGCUGAUUCUCGUAAGUUCACUUGGCAAUCAACGUUCCAUUUCUUUGGCGAUUCCUACAAGUCUUUUAUUAUUUUUCUGUAAACACAGAAUUUCUGCUCAACCUCUUUAAACCCUGCGGCUUUCUAUUUCUUUGUCGCACUAUGUUGUUUUAUUGCUUGGAUUCGUAUCUAUACAUGUUUUAUUUUGAGUAUUCAUGUUCUGAUUAUCCUUUUAUUGUUUUAUUUAGUGUUUCUUCAAAUUAGGUUUUAGGUUUCAUAUGCGGGUAUGGAAGUCGAUAAGGGGAUAAAAUUGGUCGAGCAGGAAACUGGGAACUGUUUUAGAAGUGGAGUAAGACUGGAGAGAGAGUAUAAGGAGUGCAUUGGAUGCAUUGAUUUGCAAGAUAAAAUUAAAAAAGCCAACGAAAAAUGUGCAAUACUGGAAUUAGAUAUUGGAAAGAAAGACAUUUUGAUUGACCGUCUGGAGCUUAAGGUUGGGUUUAGGGAACUGGAAAAUGUCGAAUUCCUGGAUGAGGUUAUAAAGUUGAAACAGAGGAACGACGCUCUUGCAUUCGAGAUAGUGAGGAGAUGGAACAGUUUGCACUUUUGAUGAAUGAGAAUGAGGCUUUGGUGUGUGAGAAGAGGAAAGCUGAAAGCGAGCUUGAGUUGUGGAAGUUAAAAUGUAAACAAAUGGAGGUUCGGGUGAUGGAGUGGGCGAACAAACUAGCUGAUGGAACAACAAAGGUGGUUCUAGAUUUGCAAGCGAUGUGUUCAGGGGAGAUGAAUCAUCGAGAUGGUUCAUCAUCUGGAUUUAAUGUAGAAGGUGGGCACCCAUCAGCGGUAGGGGCUGCAACUGAAGAUGGAGCAAAUCAAGAUGGAUCAGAGGGAGACCAGACAUGUAUUGUCAAAUCAAGUGUUAAAAAACGCCUGGACUUUGCUCUAGAAAGGAGUCCGCUGCAGAAACAUUCUCCCUCGAACCUUGGCUAUAGGCCACCUCUUGAACCAAUUGGUCACAGUGAUGAUGAUCUUGACAUUGAACAUGUAUCUUUACCUGAUGUUGGUUGUAACAAAAAGAGAAAGGCUCAGAGGUCAAGCGGUGUUGCAUUAGAGUCUUGAGGAUGGAGUGGAGUCGCCCUUGAAAAAUAUGUAUAAGACAACUGCUGAACAUAAGAGCGAUGAAGAGGAAACUAGCUGCUCUACUGCUGGACAACCAUUUCGGAUGCAUAAAAGGAGGAAAGUUAGGAAAGGAUUUGCUCAAAUUGUUACUAGUGAGAGUGAAAGCGAUGAUAAGAUCCCACUUUCUAGACUGACACACCGUCCUGAUACUCAGCCGAGGAGAAGAUUUGUUAAUGAUUCUUGUUUUGGGAACAAUCUCAGACAAGUCACUCCCAGACGGCAUUUGCUGAGGGUAGGAUAUAUUAAAGAUAACAGUGUUUCAGGUAAAUGUUCUCAGAGGAGGUCUGGAAACCGGGGUGAUUUAGGAAUAUCAGAGAAUACGACUGACACUCUACUUGAAGAUGAAAUGGAAGGGAUGAGUCGAGUUCUGAAGAUGAAAGUUCUGGUGGUUAUACUGUGGACAGCACAGAUGUAUCAGACUGCAACGAUGGGUCUGAUCAUGAUGGCUCAUUCUCUGGGGAUUGUUCGGACAAAUCUGAAUGUGAUACAGGUGAGGGACAGACAUGGCGAGUGUACAGGCGAGGGCAGAGGGGGUGUGAUGUUUGACCAGAGAAAAGACGAGUUGGCUGACACGGGUGCGUGGCGUAGGGUGUGUCGAGCAAGCAGUGAACCUGGACUGGAUGGCAAGAAGUGCAAAAUAUGUAUUUAGUUAAAUAUUCAGUUUGGAUAUUAUAAUUUAUUUCCAAGUAUUUUAAUACUUUUCCUUAUUUCCAGUAGUUGACUUUUGUUUAGGAGGAAAAUAGGGUGUGCAACUUUUGGAGAUCAGAAUAGGAUGGGAUUUCAUCCUUGUAAUUUAACUGAUCAAACACGUUUAGUGCAACUUAUUCUGUUGCAGCA
This is a messenger RNA of Salvia splendens (bonfire salvia), 2105 nucleotides long. RefSeq lists its product as uncharacterized. The record is from RefSeq and is a predicted model, not a curated record. NCBI's taxonomy places the organism in Eukaryota, Viridiplantae, Streptophyta, Magnoliopsida, Lamiales, Lamiaceae. The coding region runs from base 681 to 1208 and encodes 175 amino acids. The transcript has 2 exons.